AUGAGCGGCGCUCCCGGCGGGCCCCGGCCGAGGACCCCGCCGAGCCGCGGAGCCGCGGCCGCCCCGUCGCCCCGGCCGCCCCCCGCCGACCCGCUGCGCCAGGCCAGCCGGCUGCCCAUCCGCGUCCUGAAGAUGCUCAGCGCCCACGGCGGCCACCUCCUGCACCCCGAGUACCUCCAGCCGCUCUCCUCCACGCCCGUCAGCCCCAUCGAGCUGGACGCCAAGAAGAGCCCGCUGGCGCUGCUGGCCCAGACCUGCUCGCAGAUCGGGAAGCCCGACCCGCCGCCCUCCUCCAAGCUGAACGCCGUGGCCGCCGCCGCGCCCGCCGCCGACAAGGAGCCCUCCGCCCGCCCCGCCGCGCUGAAGCCGCCGGGCUCCGGGGACGCGCCCGCCGAGGACAAGUCGAGCUUCAAGCCGUACUCGAAAGGCGGCGGGGAGCCCCGCAAGGAGGGCGGCGCGGACAAGGCCGGCUUUCGGGUGCCCAGCGCCGCCUGCCCGCCGUUCCCCCCGCACGCCGCCGCCUCGCCCGGCGGCUCCCGCGGGGCCUCGCCGCAGCACCCCGACCCCAAGGGAAGCGAGGAGAAGAAGGAGCCCGAGGGCGGCAAGCCCAGCCCCGAGGGGACGGGCGGGGCGCUGGGGCGCGGGGCGGUGGAGCCCGGGGCGCACGGCGAGCCCCCUUCGGGCCGCAAGUCGGAGCCCCCCGCGCUGCCGCCCGCCGGCCAUGUGGCCCCCGUGUCGCCCUACAAGCCGGGCCACUCCGUCUUCCCCCUGCCGCCCUCCAGCAUCGGCUACCACGGCUCCAUCGUGGGCGCCUACGCCGGCUACCCGUCCCAGUUCGUGCCCGGGCUGGACCCCACCAAGCCGGGGCUGGUGGGCAGCCAGCUGCCGGGGGCGCUGGGGCUGCCGGGCAAACCGCCCAGCUCCAGCCCGCUCACCGGGGCCUCGCCGCCCUCCUUCAUGCAGGGAUUAUGCCGGGACCCGUAUUGCCUGAGCUACCACAGCGCCUCGCACCUGGGCUCCAGCAACUGCUCCAGCUGCGUGCACGACCCCGGCAGCCUCAAGAGCGGAUACCCCUUGGUGUACCCCACGCACCCCCUGCACUCGGUGCACACCACGCUCUCCUCCAGCGGCACCCCCAGCCUGCCCGGCCACCCCCUCUACACCUACGGCUUCAUGCUGCAGAACGACCCCCUGCCCCACAUAUGCAACUGGGUGUCUGCCAGCGGACCCUGCGACAAGAGGUUUGCCACCUCGGAGGAGCUGCUCACGCACCUACGGACCCACACGGCCCUGCCGGGGGCCGAGAAACUCUUGGCGGGUUACCCUACCUCCGGGCUGGGCUCCGCGGCCUCCUGCCACCUGCACCUCCCGCCCGCCGCCCCCGGCAGCCCCAGCACGUUACCGGCCUCGCUCUCCUUGAGGAGCCCACACACUUUGGGACUAAACAGGUACCACCCCUACGGCAAGAGCCACUUGCCCACGGCCGGCGCCCUGCCCGUGCCCUCCUUGCCGGCCGCCGGACCUUACUACUCCCCGUACGCGCUCUACGGCCAAAGACUCACGUCAGCCUCGGCUCUGGGAUAUCAGUAACGCCCGGCUCAGCCCCAGCCCCCGCGCCCUCCGUGGACUCUGUAUUUAUUACUGUAUGUUAGCUUAAAGCUGGGAAUAUAAGUGCAUUAUACACCAAUGAAUCAAUGGUAUGCAAAAGUCUGUGUCCAAAAAAAAAAGAAAAAAAAAAACAAAAAAACACCCCCAAAAAAAGAGAAAAAAAAUCCCCCCUCUUUACUUUGCAGGUGUGGGGCUUUGAUUUUUUCCCCUUCUGUUUCUUUGGAAUUUUUUUUUUUCCUUCCCCUUCUUAAUUUUUCCCCUGAGAAAUUCUUGCAUGACUCCUGCCACACAUGGAAAAGCAAAAAAAAAAAAAGGCAUUUUCCUCCUCCUCCCCCUCUGCGUUUAUCGCUCUGGGAUUCUGUUCUCUGCGUUUGUAACUCGCAGAUGUAAUUUUUUUUUGUAAUUUUUUUCCUUGUUUUUAAUCUUUGGGGUUUUCAAUUUUUUUUUUCCUUU
Molecule: messenger RNA, 2061 nt
Organism: Catharus ustulatus (Swainson's thrush)
Lineage: Eukaryota; Metazoa; Chordata; Aves; Passeriformes; Turdidae
Gene: ZNF703
Product: zinc finger protein 703
Exons: 2
Coding region: 1-1590 (529 amino acids)
Biological process (GO): negative regulation of DNA-templated transcription
Cellular component (GO): nucleus
Source: RefSeq, a predicted model, not a curated record